Molecule: messenger RNA, 6121 nt
Organism: Anopheles funestus (African malaria mosquito)
Lineage: Eukaryota; Metazoa; Arthropoda; Insecta; Diptera; Culicidae
Product: adenylate cyclase type 6
Exons: 18
Coding region: 288-4568 (1426 amino acids)
Biological process (GO): adenylate cyclase-inhibiting G protein-coupled receptor signaling pathway; cAMP biosynthetic process; adenylate cyclase-activating G protein-coupled receptor signaling pathway
Cellular component (GO): plasma membrane
Molecular function (GO): adenylate cyclase activity
Source: RefSeq, a predicted model, not a curated record
UGUGGUGAAUUGAUGUGCUUCAGAAUAAGAAAAUAAAGGGUGUCAAACAAAUCCCUGUUGGAAGGGUGCAAAACCCCCCCCCCCCCCCCCCCCUACCCACUACCAAUAGAGGCAAUGCCAUAUCCGGUCGUAGCUGGUCUAGGCCGAUAGGUUCGGAAAUUUCGGUUCAGUAGCAGCAGAGGAACCCGCAACCCAGUCGCCGUCUCGAGUGAGGUGCAACAAUCUCGUCAACGAAAACAGAUCAAAUACCUUAAGUGGACCUGAGUUUUGGAUAAUCUUCUGCCGACAUGACGUCACCACUACCACUGCUGCGUUCCUUUUCCACCGAGAACCAGAACCGUGACUGGAGCAAGCGGUUUUCCUUACGCAUCAAGCAGAAAAGCAGCAACGAUGGCAAACUGGACUUUGCAUCGUUGCGCAAGAACAAAUUUGCACGCCGCUGUUCAUCCCUACGCCAGCAGCCCACCGAACAGACCACGUCGAGCGUUACGCUCGAGCUGGAGUCCGCAUCGCCGGCACAUUCCAUGACCAUCCACGAAAACAGCUCACCGAAGAAACCGAAGUGGGAGGUCAUCGAACACUUCAAAUCGAACGUCCGGGGACAGGAGUCGAUCAGCAGCAGUCUGAUAGCGGCCGGCGUGACAGCGUUCAACCUGGACGAUACCACCUCCAACUACUCCGGUACGCCAUCGAUACGGAAGAAAAGCUUCCAGAUAUACAGUGGAGCAGCCCAGGAAGAGCUUGAACCGCUGAACAACAUAAACAUCAAUAACACAACCGAAGGUGUGUUCGAUACAUCCCGCUGCUGGAACACGGUCAAAUGUUUGUUCAACGGAGUCAUCUGUUCGCACAAGUUUAAAAAUGUCCAGGUGGAAAUGCUGUACCAGCGGUACUUUCUGCGGAUGAAUCAAAGCAAUGCGGUACACAUCGUGUGGCUUCUGUUAGGAUUAAUAUUUAUCUUAGCGCUAAUACAUCUAGUGUUUACGUUCAUCCUGCAACAGUCGCUGGAAAGCUGCUACGAGUCACCACUGGACGGUGUACACAUCGGUCAAGAUCCCAUCAACGGCACUACGUUGGCGGCGAUUGCAUUCGGCAAUGGUAGCUACGAAGAUCCACUCGAAAGAAACAGAUCCGAAGAGGUGGUUCCACCGGAUCGGACGUACGAAGAACGGAGCGUAACGAACGAACCGAACCAACGGCCAGGCGAGGAAAACAUUGCGGAAAGCAAGAGUAGCUACCAUAGUAACGAUGAAAAGGACGACCCAGGUGGUACCGAUGGGGGACCUUUCAGGGAACUGGUUGACGAGUGGACAGUUGCUGCACAAGACACGAGUCAAUCCGGACAGGCAGAAACCGCUGGGGGUUUGCGAAGAACGAGAAAACGAUGGGCCGAUUCGGUAUCGGACACUGUCGUCGUGGUACCUGUUGCUGGUGAAGAAGAUUCGCUUCGAAGUGGGCGAAGAGCAGCAAGGGACAGACGAUGGACUCGAGGACAUGCAAAUCAUAGAAACAAUGUGGAGUCCAGCAGCCACGACAACAGCUACGUCGCGGAAAGUGCAGCUGACAGUGCGGCAACCGAUAAGCACCACGAUAAGCUGGACGAUGAAGACAAAAGGCGGAAGUAUACCACUGCCGGGACUACACACGGUCUGGACACCGGUAGCGAAGCGUACGGUUCCGUCAGCAGUACGCUCACGACGCCCCAGGUUCUGCCGGCUAACGUCAGCAGCGAUUACUCGGCGGAUGGCGAAAUUCCGCUGUGCAAUCGCGACUACUUUACGCUGCUGAAGGACAAUAUGACCCAGAUCAUCGUGCUCGGCGUGUGUGCGACCGUGUACGCGCUGCUGCUGAUGUGUCUUUACAAGCAGCGCAUCAACGAGAUCUACCUGUUCCAGGUGUCGUACGUCAUCAUGGUGACGCUGCUCGUGCUGGACGUGUGCUUUAGCUUUACCACCUCGGCCAAAAAAUUCACCUCGUCUGGUGGAUGUACGGUGAUUGCGAUCUACAUCAUUUACACGAUGCUGCCGAUACGACUCCGUGAAGCCGUUGUUGGUGGCAGCUUACUGUCCAUUUCGCACAUCGUGCUAAUGUUCUACAUGAACGAGUCCGACGACAUGGAUGUGUUGUACUGUGAUCUAAUCACACUGGCCUGUACGAACGCGACCGGCAUUCUGCUGCACUGGCCUAAGGAAAAGUCCCAACGGAAGGCAUUCAUGGAAACACGCCAGUGCGUUGAAGCACGGUUAAAGAUUCAGCGCGAAAAUCAAAAGCAAGAACAGCUGCUACUGUCCGUGCUGCCCCGGCACGUUGCGAUGGAGAUGAAGAACGACAUAGCCGGACAACCUCGGGAGGCUCAAUUCCACAAAAUCUACAUCCAACGUCACGAGAACGUUAGCAUACUGUUUGCGGACAUCUGCGGCUUUACCAGUCUGAGCGAUCAGUGCACGGCCGAAGAGUUGGUGCGGCUGCUAAACGAACUGUUUGCACGCUUUGAUCGUCUCGCGCAGGAACAUCACUGUUUGCGCAUAAAGCUGCUCGGCGACUGUUAUUACUGCGUGUCGGGAUUACCUGAGGCCCGGCCAGAUCAUGCACUGUGUGCGGUCGAGAUGGGUUUGGACAUGAUCGAUGCGAUUGCUCUGGUGCGUGAAGUGAUGGCGGUAAAUGUGAACAUGCGUGUCGGCAUCCAUACGGGGCGUGUACACUGUGGGGUGCUCGGAUUACGCAAGUGGCAGUUUGAUGUGUGGUCGAACGAUGUAACGCUCGCAAACUACAUGGAGAGUGGUGGAGUACCGGGACGGGUACAUAUUACCAAGGAAACGCUCCGCUGUCUGGGUGAUCAUUACGAUGUGGAAGAAGGUCGUGGAGCGGAUCGGAACAGCUACCUAAAGGAUCAUCAGAUCCAAACGUAUCUGAUCGUACCGAAGGAUGCAUCCUACCGGCCGCACACCAUGUCGAAACAGUCAUCGUCUGUUAACGGGAACAUUUCCAAAGAGUUGCGCAUGAUGGGCCACUGGUCGAAGAUGGGUUUCAAUGAUAAAACCGAACCGAAAAGCACGGAGGAGGAAGUGAACGAGUAUCUGAUCAAAGCGAUCGACGCACGCAGCAUCGAUCGGUUGCGGCUCGAUCACUGCAAGCGGUUCCAUCUGACGUUCAUCAAGGACGACAUCGAGCGAAAGUACUGUCUCGAGCCGGAUCCGAUGCUGAACGUUUACUUCUACUGCAGCAUUAUUAUCUUUCUGGGCAUCAUGUCGAUACAGGUGUUAGUGUUUUCAAUGGAUCACUACAGCUAUUGGGUGUAUGGGAUUCUAUCGCUCACCCUCUUGGUAUCCUGCGUCCCGGUGUUCACACGGGAAGAUAUGAAAGUGUCCACAUUCUUUCGUGCAUUGUCACAAAAAAUUCACGGCCACCGUGAAAUAGCUCAAGUGAUAUCGCUCUGCGUCGUCAUUACUGUGAUAUGUUUAUCUUACUACAAACUGACUUUAAUUUUCUAUCUUUCGCUUUACGACGAGUACCCGCUCGUUCGGCCUAGUAAUUGUAAGGAGUCAAAAAUUAUUAAUAUUCUGCUAUUGCUUACCUUGCUUGCCUUACUGACCUGUGCGGUACAUCAGUUUAUUAAAAUUCUAUUCAAAAUCUUGCUACUUAUUGUCAUACUCGUGCUGUACGUUGUGUCCGUCAUCGUGCUGGCACUCAUCUUCGAGCGUCACUGCGAACCAUGGUUUCUAACGACGGAAAGAUUUCUGAUCGAUGUGGCGUUUCUGGUGGUGUUCGUGAUUGGACAGAUCAUGCACAGCCAGCAGACGGAGAUAACGCGUCGGCUCGACUUUAUCUGGAAGCUGCAGGCGACAGAAGAAAAAGAAGAUAUGGAACAUCUGCAGGCCUACAACCGCAAACUACUAGCCAACAUCCUACCGGUCCAUGUGGCAGAUCACUUUCUUAUGCGUGAGAAAAACAUCGAGGAAAUCUAUCACGAACAAUGCGACACGGUAUGCGUAAUGUUCGCUUCGAUACCAAACUUUUCCGAGUUCUACAUCGAGCUGGAAGGAAACAACGAAGGUGUCGAGUGUUUACGUCUGCUCAACGAAAUAAUAGUCGACUUCGACGAGCUACUCGGACUGGAACGGUUCCGUUACGUGGAGAAGAUCAAAACGACCGGCUCGACAUAUAUGGCAGCAUCCGGGCUGACGGCGAACAGCUGUGACAAGAACGAUUUCCAGCAUGUCGUUGCCAUGAUGGACUAUGCGCUCGAGCUGUUCCAAAAGAUAACGGACGUCAACGAACAUUCCUUUAACAAUUUCCGGAUGCGGAUCGGAAUCAACAUUGGACCGGUAGUAGCAGGUGUGAUUGGGACCCGGAAGCCACAGUACGACAUCUGGGGCAAUGCGGUGAAUGUCGCAUCGCGGAUGGAUUCAACCGGGCUGAUGGACCACAUACAGGUCACGGAAGAUGUCUAUCAGAUAGUGAAGGAUAAGGGCUACAAUCUAACCUGCCGUGGAACGGUCAACGUGAAGGGCAAGGGCACAAUGAUCACCUACCUGAUGCCGGGUUUGGCAAAAGAGCAAAGCAACUAGAGCAGAGACAAACGUGGCACCGCAGUACCAAAACAAAACAAAAACCAAACGAAGAGUCUAUUUUAAAAGUGUUAAGUAAAUUCUACCCUCGAGCACACUGGCACAAUGUUGAACCAUUGGAACAGAACAUAUCACUACACUAUUCUGUUGGCAAAGAUGAAAGCAAUGUUUUGCUCGUAGGUAUUGUUAGUGACUGUAUCCCAGUUCCUGUUAAGGAUAUAAUUUUGGAUCCCCUUGUGCACAGUACCUUUUACUUAUGGCAUAAAAAGGAAAUAAUGGCGAACCGGACGGAAAUCAGAAUGGCUUUCGACUGUUCGACGAUCUACCUUUAAAAAGAGAAUAAUUUCGUUCAAUUAGGAAUCGUUCGAAAACUCUUCUACCGCGGAUAUAUCAAGCAAAUUCUGAGUGAUACAGGUUGCUCAGCGAGCAAAAAUCAGUAGCAAAUGACACGAUCGAAUCGUGAUGAUCAGUAUUAUGAAUGAGAGUAAAAUGUUUCUAAAAUGUCCGUGAUCAAUCCUAAACAAAGACACACAAUCAAGUGUUUCAUCUGCAAAAGCUUUAGUUCCAUUCCACUAUCACUACUUGAAUGCCGUGGAACGUAGUACAUAAUUUGGUGUAUUAAAUUUGUAUCGCCACGGAAUGAAUGUGCAUCGAAUGUGUAGGAAAAGAUGGAAAACCACUUAGUAGUAGUCAAUUAAGGCGAUCUUACGACCAACCGGAAAUUGUAAAUUUCUCGUGCAGGAAACGAACAAGAAAACAGAAAGAGCGAACCGUAUAGAGUGCUAGACAAAAGGCAAUGAACAGAUGGAUAUAUUUUUGGAACACAUGUUUAAUGCUCCACACUCACCCAACCUGUCCGGAAUUAGUUGAAACCGUUCAGAUCAGCAUCCUGCCCAUACUUCCGGAAAGACCAAACAAUGAACCCGAUCUCUCGAAUUUUACUUUUCGUGAAGAAAAUAAUAAUGUACGUAAGUGUGUGUGUGUGUGUUUGUAUGUGUGCGUGUAUUUUUCCCCGAAUCUUGCGGCGCAUGAAUGUUACUCGACCAAAGGAAGGCCAAACCAAAUUGAUCCUACCACUAACUACUAGUACUACUACUACUACUACUACUGCUACUACACUUACUAUAUCAUAGAGGAUCCGCUUUAUACCGCCUAAAUGUAUGUAAAGUGGAGCCAUGGAAUUGGUACGCACGCACACAGCCACAUAGUUAAGGGUACGGUGUACUAAUCGAUAUACUCACCGAAGCAGCAACGGCAUAGUGAGAUCAUUAUCAAUAUACUAAAAACAAAAUAUAUUGCUAGCGGGCGAUGGUAGAAUGAUGUGCGUGUUAUGGCAAGGGUAAAGAGGCGUAAAGGACAAACUAUACAAACACGAGAAAAAACGAAUAGAAUUGUACUAAUAUAUUUAACGGGUGAAACCAAAGAUGGCAAAAUGAUGUUAAAAAUAUCUGAAUGGAAUUUAAAUCGACGAUAGGAAAAAACAAAACACACAAAUAAUCGCGGUUGGUUGACGCAACGGCAAGGAAAUAAAACAAAUACACGGUUAAAAUGUA